AUGGCAUGUUCUAAAGAAGAAAUUGAAAGAAAGCGUUUAGCCGCUUUACAAAAAAUAAAAAACCGAACUCAAUUUUACCAAACCAAAAGUUCUCCAGGGACUUCCACAAGUCAAAAUUCUGGUUAUGGUCCCCUAAAAGAGUUUUCUAGUAACCACUCUUUCCAUCCUUAUGCUAAAAAAGAAAAUAGCAUAUCAGAAACAUUUGUACCAGUAACAAAAGUUGUCAGCGGAGCGUUAUCCUUAGUAUCAGAGGAUAGAUUUGAAGUAAAUCCUUCAGAGUUUUGUCCACCUCUAAUAAAUAUUUUUAAUUCAAUACCAUCGAAAAACUAUGAUUCUAAAUCCAAGUUAUGGAACUUUUCAAUUGCCGAUUAUGAUGAGUUUACAUCAAAAGUGGCUCCAUUAGCCCCUCACAUUGUUUUAGGUCCUCUUCCACCAUAUGUUUUAAAGAUAUUAAAAGAUAAGUCAAUAGACCCCAAUUUAGUAGAUUUAUCUCCUAUAGAAGCAACAUUGAGGAAUAAAUUAAUGCCUUUUCAAGAGGAAGGAGUGAGGUUUGGUAUUUCCCGGCGCGGUCGUUGUAUGAUUGCAGAUGACAUGGGAUUGGGUAAAACGUUUCAAGCGCUGGCUAUAGCCAGCUUUUAUAGACAUAACUGGCCUCUUUUGAUUGUUACUACAUCUUCUAUGAGAGAAACAUGGCAGAGUAAGAUUCAUGAGUUGUUACCAUCAGUCCCUAUGAUGAAUAUAGUUACAUUAACUACGGGAAAAGAUGCACAACUAGUCGCAGACAGGCAGACUGAAGUUGUCAUCGUGAGUUAUAAAAUAACAACAAUGCACACAGAUCUAUUAAAGAACAAGAAAUUUGGAAUUAUUAUUAUUGAUGAGUCACACUAUUUAAAGUCCCACAAAGCACAGUGCACGAUUGCUCUAGUAUCUAUAGCACGGCAGUGUUCGCGAGCGAUACUAUUAAGUGGUACGCCUGCUUUAAGCCGCCCAUCAGAGUUAUAUACGCAACUGGCGCUUAUAGAACCGAAGCUGUUUUCAUCUUACACAGAGUAUGGUAAAAGGUAUUGUGCGGGCAAACAAACAAAUUUCGGAUGGGACAUGUCGGGACAAUCCAAUUUAGCUGAACUGCAAGUGAUCUUACAAAAACGAUUCCUAAUUCGACGGACGAAGGAACAAGUGUUGACUUCACUGGAGGAAAAAACUCGGGAAUCUAUUUUACUUGAUGCGUCAUUACUCGAGUUCACCAAAGAAGAGCAGAAGGGGCUGAGCCAGAUGGCAGAGGCCUAUAAGAAAAGCAAGUCGUCCGAAAGACACGCUGCCUUACUCACGUUCUUCUGUGAAUCUGCCAAAAUCAAAAUACCUGCGAUAUGUAAAUAUUUACGACAAUUACUGAAGGAUUUCUCCGGGAAAUUCCUUGUUUUCGCUCACCAUAGAAACGUGAUAGAUGCUAUAUGUUCGACGUUGGACGAAGUCGGGUUGCAUUAUAUAUGUAUAGUGGGAUCAACACCCCCUUCAACGAGAGCGGACCUCGUAGAUAAAUUCCAACAUUCGGAAUCGUGUAGAUGCGGUGUAUUGUCCAUAACGGCCGCCAGUUCUGGCCUCACGCUCACCGCUGCAGAUCUUGUACUAUUCGCGGAACUACAUUGGAAUCCAGGGAUAUUGACACAAGCGGAGUCGCGUGCGCAUCGUAUAGGCCGCAAAGGCGGCGUGUGCGCGCGGUACUUGUUGGCGCAUGGCACUGUCGAUGACCACAUGUGGCCUUUGUUGCAGAACAAACUCAGUGUUCUAAAUAAUGUUGGUCUAAGCAAAGAUACCUUUGAGGAUACAACCAUGAAACAUCAGGAAAGCAAAAACAAUAUCACACAAUACCUUUCGCCUGCAAGAAAUAAAAACGAUUAUAUUCCAGGAACUAACAUUCGCAAGAAUUUUGAAUCCGUUCAGACGUCAGAUAUACACACUGAUAACUUCCUCGAUGAUGAGGAAGGUGAUGAAUUAUUGGCAAAUUUAGAUUUAUGA
Pieris macdunnoughi is the source of this 2016-nucleotide messenger RNA. NCBI's taxonomy places the organism in Eukaryota, Metazoa, Arthropoda, Insecta, Lepidoptera, Pieridae. The record is from the annotation of a GenBank genome assembly.